This is a messenger RNA of Cryptomeria japonica (Japanese cedar), 1275 nucleotides long. RefSeq lists its product as uncharacterized. NCBI's taxonomy places the organism in Eukaryota, Viridiplantae, Streptophyta, Pinopsida, Cupressales, Cupressaceae. The coding region runs from base 1 to 1275 and encodes 424 amino acids. The record is from RefSeq and is a predicted model, not a curated record. The transcript has a single exon.
AUGUUCGGAAAAGUGGAGCUCGGGGAAUUGGAAAGAUUCAAAGGCGAGGCAGCACGUAGAGAGGUUGAAAGAAUUCGGAGCAAAACAGGAAAUGUUGACUUCAGCUUCGAGAAUUUGCUUUCUAAAAUAGAUACCAUGCUAGGUAAGAUCUGUAGCUGCUACGAUAAGGAUAUGCCAUACCGUCUUAUGGAAAUCUUUGAUUAUCAUCUUGUCCUUUCUUGGCUGAUCGCUCGGGAUGCUUGUUUUAUCCUUGAGUUUUUCCGAUGUUUUCAGGAAACUUCGGAUCCCUUUUUGGGACUCCAGUCCGAGAAUCCAGUGGUAAUAUCUGAGAUCAUGAAGGAUUUGAUUAAAUUAGAGAAUCAGAUCCCACUCUUUGUCUUGGAAGAAGUUCUGGCCAUGGAACAAGUUGAUGCCCAUGAAGAAGUUGUUGCCAUGGAACAAGUUGAUGCCCCUGAAGCAGUUGCUGCACCUGAUGAGGUUAUUGCUAUGGAAGAAUCAAGCAGGCAUAAGAAGGCGCCCAAAUCUGCACUUCAAGAACUGCUCAAGGUUGUGUUCCGCGGCGAAUAUUACGGGCCUUUUGAUUACUUUCCUGAUAAAGAAUCACCCUGGCAGAACCAUCUUUUAGACAUUUAUUACUACUAUUGUCUUGGAGAGGGAAACGAAUAUGGACCUCUUGAUCGCAAAGAGUCCAAGGAAGUGGCGGAGUCGUUCAAGAAGUGCAAGUUUCCAUCUGCAGUUGAAUUAAUGAAUGGAGGAGUGCAGAUCAAGGCGAAAGGUGGAAAAGUCCAAGAUGUUGGAUUCCGCUGUAGAACCCUAUUUAUCCCGCCAAUAAAGUUUGAUGUGGAUUCAGAAAUACUCAUCAGAAAUUUAAUUGCUUUGGAAGUUUGUUCAACUUACCUCGUUUCCAAGAGUUUGACUGAAUAUGUUCAGCUCAUGGACGAGCUUUGCCAAACAGAGAAGGGAGUAAGUCUGAUGAGAGAAAAGAGGAUUAUUAUUGGUGAUCUAAGGAAUCCCUCGCGAGUUAUCCAACUAUUGAACUUCACGAGCCUAGCACAGUUCCAACCAACGUGCUUCUCCUUUCUUUUAACAAAGGCAGAACUGAUCAAGUACUACAGAAGAAAGUAUCGGGUCAGUUCAGCAGUUGUUUGGAAUGAGUUCUGGGAUGCUUACGUUUCAAAACCAUGGCUGGUGAUUGGAGGAAUCGGAGCAACAAUCCUCCUCCUGCUUACAGGGGUCCAGGUCUUUUGUUUAUUUAAAAACUGUGGAGCACGAUGA